GGAAUGUAUCCGUGAACGAACCAAACAUCAACGGAGCAUAUACAAAUACACAAGCGGCUAAAUUCUGAAAUUCUUUAACUGUUCUUUUCUACUUUUAUUUCCCUUCUGCUUCCAUAAUGUCUGACGAGGAGGAGGACUAUAUGUCUGACGCAUUCCUUAGUAAAAUUCAAGAUGUGAAACCAGGCGUCAACAUGGUGAGGCGAGUAAAAGAAGAUGAAAAGGAGGCACAGCAAAAGGAAAAGAACAUCAAGAACCGUCAGAAGACCUACAAGGAGCAGGAGAAGGAAAGCAGGGAAACAGCUCUGCAGAGCUCCAUCAGCAAUGAGAACAAGGGAUUUGCACUUCUACAAAAAAUGGGUUACAAAGCAGGUCAAGGCCUCGGAAAGGAGGGCAACCGGGAGGUUGAUCCAAUUCCACUUAAUAUCAAAACAGACAGAGGAGGCAUUGGAAUGGAAGAGGCGAAGAAAAGAAAAGCUGAGAAGAACUUAACAUUUCGGCAAAAAAUGCGAGCCGAACAACAGAAUGAGACAAAAUCUCUGGAAGAUUUUAGGUCAAGGGUAAGGACAGAGAGAGAGGAACGAAAGAUUGAAGUGACCUCAGGAGGAGUCAGCGGUCUUGUGAGCAGCUUGACAGUCAGAAGAGCAUAACUGUACCUCGAGAAGACUGGUACUGCCUAAAGCAAAUGCUGAUGAUGAGGAAAUGGUUUAAAG
Molecule: messenger RNA, 710 nt
Organism: Acanthochromis polyacanthus (spiny chromis)
Lineage: Eukaryota; Metazoa; Chordata; Actinopteri; Pomacentridae
Gene: gpatch11
Product: G patch domain containing 11
Cellular component (GO): kinetochore
Molecular function (GO): nucleic acid binding
Source: RefSeq, a predicted model, not a curated record